AUGCCACCCACCCAACCACCCCUCUCCCAAAUUCUCCCCCCUCUCAUCUGCGGCACCGCAACCUUCAACAACCUCUACAACCCCACCAUCACCUCCAUCCCCUCCAACUCCAUCAUCGCCUCCGCGCUAGCCCGCGGAAUCCGCGCCUUCGACACAUCCCCCUACUACGGGCCCUCAGAGACGCUCCUCGGAACCGCCCUCGCCGAGCCCUCCGUCCUCAAAGCGCAUCCGCGAGCAACCUACCAACUCCUCACCAAGGUCGGCCGCAUAGCGAAUGCCGAGUUCGACUACUCCCCCGCUUGGAUCCAGUACUCCGUCCGGAGGAGUCUGCAGAGGUUGCGAACGGGGUAUCUGGAUGUGGUUUACUGCCAUGAUGUGGAAUUUGUGUCUGCGGCUGAGGUCCUCGUUGCGGUGAGGGAAUUGAGGCAUAUUAGGGAUACACAGGGGACUAUUAAAUACAUCGGGAUCUCGGGGUAUCCUGUUCCUCUGCUAGCGGAGCUCGCGGAGAUGGUGUUGCGAGAGACGGGGGAGCCGCUGGAUGUCGUGAUGGGCUAUGCGAAUUUCACGCUGCAGAAUGGGACGUUGCAGAGUCGGGGACUGGAGAGGUUGCGCAGGGCGGGCGUGAGUGUUGUGCCGAAUGCGAGUCCGUUGGGUAUGGGUCUUUUGAGGAGUAAAGGUGUGCCGGUGGGUGGGAAGGGGGACUUCCAUCCUGCGCCGAGGGAGUUGAGGGAUAAGGUUUUGGAGGCGGCGAGGUUCGUGGAGACGAAGGGGGAGAAGUUGGAGGUUGUUGCUAUAAGGUGGGCUUUGGAACAGUGGGCUAUUCAGGCUGCGAUGCUUGGGGGGCAGGGAGGUAUUGGGGUUAGUGUUAUGGGAGUGAGUAAUCUUGCUGAACUUGAGGAGACGAUGAGAGUCUGGAAUAGUGUUUUGGAUGGACUGGAGGUUGUUGGGAGGAGUGCGGAAAAGGAUGAACUCCAAUGGAGUUUGGAACGAAGGAAGGAUAUUGAAGGUCUUGCUCAAGGUGUAUGGGAGAUCUUGGGGACUUGGAAAGAUUUCACUUGGGCGAGCCCGGAGGUGGGAUAUGUAAAUGAGAGGACCGUGAAGGGGGUCAUCGAGGAUUCGGAUUCUGUGGCUAAGGAUAGUAAGGUUUAG
Messenger RNA from Hymenoscyphus albidus, 1149 nucleotides. The record is from the annotation of a GenBank genome assembly. NCBI's taxonomy places the organism in Eukaryota, Fungi, Ascomycota, Leotiomycetes, Helotiales, Helotiaceae.